Paramecium sonneborni is the source of this 1922-nucleotide messenger RNA. Lineage: Eukaryota; Ciliophora; Oligohymenophorea; Peniculida; Parameciidae. The record is from the annotation of a GenBank genome assembly.
AUGGAAGGAUAUUUAAUGAAAUGGACAAACAUUUUUUAAAGAUGGUAACCACGUUACUUUAUUCUUUACGAUGAUAUUUUAACAUAUUGUGAAUAGAAAGGAAGUUCUGUUGAAGGUAGAGUAAGUUUGAAAAUAUCUGGUAUUUUCACAGUAGAAGAUGAUGCAACAUAGAUAUUAAUAUAAACAGGAACUAAUGAGUUAAAAUUAAAAGCAAAUAGUUAAACAUAAAUUGUAGAUUGGUUUAAUGCAUUAAGAAUAGCUUAAGAGAAAUCAUAGAAAAAUAAGGUAUAAAAUUUUGAAAGUCAUAUAAAUGAUUUAUUAUCAACAAUUUGGGUUACUUUUGCAGCAUUUGAUGAAACCUUGAAUACUCUAUAGAUAAAUUGUUCUAAAUUUUAGUAAGAAUUAAUAACAAAAUUACAUACUCUUGGUUAGAAUUUAAAGACAUUUUUAACUUUGGGAUUUACUUUAAUAGAGUAAGAGAAGGAGAGAUUUGAGAAUAAUGAAAAUAGUGUUUAUGAAAGUUUUAAUGAAAUGUAGAGUGUAAUUCCAAAUAAUGGAAUUCCUAAAUAAAUAUAAAUAAAAGUAUAAGAGUUUGAUACACCUUAAAGGGGAAACAACUUUAAAAGUAUAGUAGAAUCAAUAAAACAUACUUAACCAAUAAAAUAUGUAUGAAAUAAAAUAAUAGAUUAGAGAAAUUUAGUAAAUAGCCCUGUGUUUACAAGAAUGUGUAUAACAGAUGAUCCAGAAAGAAUGUGUUUACCAUAUAAAUAGGAUCCGAAAGAGAAAUUUAAUAUAUGGCCUUUUCUAAAAUCAUGUAUUGGGAAAGAUCUAACAAGAAUUCCAUUUCCUUGUAAUAUUUGAUAAUUAAAUUAAAAAGUGAUAUUCCAUUAGCCAAUGUCAGUAUUAUAAUUGAUAGUACAACAAUUUGCUUAUUUUGAUUAAAUUAAGAAAGCAAGUUAAUGCGAAGAUUCAUGUAAAAGAAUGUGCCAUAUAAUUGCAUUCACAUUAUCUAGAUGUUCAUCAACAUUAGAUGGUUAAAAAAAACCAUUUAAUCCUCUUUUAGGAGAAACAUUUGAAUUUUUGACACCAGAUUACAGUAUUGUUUGUGAAUAAGUAUCUCAUCAUCCUCCAAUAUCAGCAAUGCAUUGUGAAGGAAAAGACUUUAAGUUUUGGUCAUAAAAUGAUGCAUCAAUAGGUUUUGGAGGAACACAUAUCAAAAUAUAAAUAGUUGGCAAAUCUCACAUUUAUUUAAAAAGAUUUAAUGAACAUUAUAGUUUUGAUAUGCCAAAUAUGCAUAUUAAAAAUUUGAUAUUUGGAGAAAAAUAUUUUGAACAUGUAGGAAAGAUUAAAUAUAUAAAUCAUUAGACUGGAGAUAUUGGAAUAGUUGAUUUAGUUGAGUAUGGAGAAGGAAAAGUAAUUAAUAUUAAUAAAUUUAAUAGAAUUUUACUUAAAUUGAUGCUGAAGUUAGAGAUAAAUAUCAAAAUUUGAGAUAUAAAAUAACUGGAUUUUAUAAUUCAGCUUUAUAUAUUGGAAAUGAAUUACUUUGGUAGAGAAUAAUACCAAGUAAAGAAGCUUAUUAUUAUUACAAUUAUAUUCCUUUAUAAAUGUAAGCUAAUUAUCUCAAUACUGAAAUUUUACUUGUAAUUUUUAUUUCAUUAUUAAAUUAGUAAAUACCAUGUACUGAUUCUAGAUUAAGACCAGAUAUAGCAGCUUUAGAACAUGGGUGGAAAGAGAUUGGAUAAGAUGAAAAAAUAAGAAUGGAAGAAAAACAAAGAGAAAAAAGAAAAAUUAUGGAAUCAAGGAAUGAAACUCAUAUUCCUAAAUUCUUUGAAAUUAAAGAAGAUAUUGACACUAAAUCUAAAGGAUAUGUAUUUAAAGGAAAUUAUUGGACAGAAAAACACGAAGUUAUAGAUAUAUUUUGA